Microthlaspi erraticum is the source of this 1362-nucleotide messenger RNA. The record is from the annotation of a GenBank genome assembly. NCBI's taxonomy places the organism in Eukaryota, Viridiplantae, Streptophyta, Magnoliopsida, Brassicales, Brassicaceae.
AUGGGUGGAUGGGUUUUCUCCUCAACUUGCACAAGAAGAAGUACAAGCAGAAGAAGAAGAAUCGACAUUCUCAAGGACAUUUUACAAAUGGUGAUUAUGGAGCGGCUGAAGUCUCCUCCUUCUCUCAUGAUCGUCUCUGACCUUGAUCAUACCAUGGUUGAUCAUCAAGAUCAUGAGAACAUUUCUCUUCUUCGGUUCAAUUCUUUGUGGGAAUACGCUUAUCGCCGUGACUCUCUUCUCAUCUUCUCAACUGCAAGAUCACCGAUUCUCUACAAAGAACUGAGAAAAGAGAAACCUUUGUUGACUCCUGACAUCAUCAUUACCUCUAUUGGCACCGAGAUAGCGUUUGGAAACUCCAUGGUUCCUGAUCAUUCUUGGGUUGAGACCUUGAACAGUGACAAAUGGAACCGGGAGAUAGUGUUAGAAGAAAGCAGCAAGUUCCCUGAGCUAACUCUUCAGCCAAAAACAGAGCAGAGGCUGCACAAGGUCAGCUUUUACAUUGAUGAAGGUAAAGGUGAGCCAGUGACCAAGGAACUAUCACAAUUGCUGGAGAAACGUGGCUUGGAUGUCAAGAUCAUUUACAGUUGGGGGAAGAAUCUGGAUGUUAUACCAAGAGGUGGAGGAAAAGGAGAAGCUCUUGAGUAUCUUCUCAAGAAGCUAAAGGCUCAGGGAAUGCUCCCGGUGAAUACUCUUGCUUGCGGUGACUCUGAACACGACGCUGAGCUAUUUAGCAUUCCUGAUGUUCAUGGUGUCAUGGUGAGUAAUUCUCAAGUAGAGCUAUUGAAAUGGCAUUCUGAAAAUGCUUUAGACAACUCAAAGGUUAUACAUUCGAGCGAGAGGUGUGCAAAUGGGAUUAUCCAAGCCAUUAGUCAUUUCAAGCUUGGUCCAAGUCUUUCUCCGAGAGAUGUUUCUGAGUUCUUGAAUCGGAAAACAGACAAUGUUGGUCACGAGGUUUUGAGAUUCUACUUGUUUUAUGAGAGAUUGAGACAGGGUGAGAUCAAGAGCUUUGAGACAUACAUAGACAGCUUCAAAGAGUCAUGUCAGAAAGAUGGUGUCUUUUUGCAUCCAUCAGGUGAAGAGAAAUGUCUGAGAGACACCAUUGAUGAGCUGAGGAAGCAUCAUGGUGACAAGAAAGGGAAGAAGUUUUGGGUUUGGUUAGAUCAGGUUCUGUUGAUAGACACAACUCCUGGGAAAUGGAUUGUCAAGUUUGAUAAGUGGGAGCAAUGUGAGGAUGAGCGUAAAUGCUGCACAACGACUGUUGAGUUCUCUUCAAAGGGAGGAGAUUUGGUGUGGGAACAAGUGAAGCAGAUAUGGUCGGAGGAAUCAGAGAGAAAGGAUGAUUACAUUUCCUGGAUUAUCUGA